UCUGUCUUCCCACGUGCUCGAAUUAUUCAACCGUUGUCAGAGGACCAAAAUCACAAAAGUUAAACAAAAUUCUGUCACCUCCAUUUUUUUAUACUUUUCUUUAUCACCACGUGUUCAAAUUCUUAUCUCUCAUCUCUCUCAUCCCAUUCUCUCCUUCUAUUUUACGCCCCUCCUCUGUUCUUCGCUCUCUCCACUCUGUUUCCACUAAAAAAACAGAGUAUGAAAUUCCGUUACUCCAUCCUGCUCAUAUCAAUCCUCCUCGCAGUCUCGGCUGUGGUUUCUGUCGCCGAGCCUACUCCCUCCGCCGCCUACAACCGCGUGCUGUUUCCCGACCGGAGAUGCCAGAGGGCGAUGUCGGAGAACAGCACAAGGCUCGGCGCGCCACCGGUGGCAGCGGAGUGCGAGGUGUGGAGCGAGGCUUGUUCGGACGCGGUGCUGAAAGUAGCGCGGCAGUCGGAGACAGCGGAGUGGCUGAGAGGUAUUCGGCGGAAGAUCCACGCAAAUCCUGAGUUGGCGUUUGAGGAAAUCGAGACGAGUCGCUUGGUGAGAGAGGAGUUGGAUCUGAUGGAAGUUAGCUAUCGGUAUCCCCUCGCUAAGACCGGUAUUCGAGCUUGGAUCGGCACUGGUGGUCCUCCUUUUGUUGCCAUCAGAGCUGACAUGGACGCACUUCCCAUUCAGGAAGCUGUGGAGUGGGAGCACAGGUCUAAAGUUGCCGGCAAAAUGCAUGCUUGUGGGCACGACGCACACGUUGCCAUGCUUCUUGGCGCUGCCAAGAUCUUGAAAACUCGAGAGCAUCUAUUAAAGGUUUGUUCUUUCCUUAUCUCUUACUACUAAUCAACAUACUAUUCCACCAUUUCUUACAAUUAUUUUCGACACUUCCUCGAUCAUCUCAAUCACACAU
Messenger RNA from Vigna umbellata (rice bean), 901 nucleotides. Lineage: Eukaryota; Viridiplantae; Streptophyta; Magnoliopsida; Fabales; Fabaceae. The record is from RefSeq and is a predicted model, not a curated record.